Messenger RNA from Scaptodrosophila lebanonensis, 672 nucleotides. It is a transcript of the gene mRpL54, whose product is annotated as 39S ribosomal protein L54, mitochondrial. Bases 111 to 518 code for a protein of 135 amino acids. Gene Ontology annotation, molecular function: structural constituent of ribosome. Gene Ontology annotation, cellular component: mitochondrial large ribosomal subunit. The transcript has 3 exons. The record is from RefSeq and is a predicted model, not a curated record. NCBI's taxonomy places the organism in Eukaryota, Metazoa, Arthropoda, Insecta, Diptera, Drosophilidae.
UUUAAGGUUAUACAACAACUCUGUGUUCGGCGCUCAUGCUUUACCUAAACGUUGGAAUGAAUUUAAGUAUAUUGUAGAACUGACACAAAAAUCACAGCCCACUUUUGGAAAUGAGCAGCUUGACACAUACUUUCCUGCUGCUGAGGCAGCGACUGGUGGUGCCGGCCCUAAUGUUGCAGCCUCAGUCCCGCAACUACGCUGCAAAGCCCGCGGCUCCAGCCGCCACCAAGAAGAAGAAGCUGGGAAAGCUAGGACCUAUUAUGGAGAAAAAGAUCAUACCAGUUGAAACGGAUGCUAACAAACUAGUGAGCUAUGUGUGUGGCAGCAACUAUUUCAAAACCGGCGAAGACGUCAAGCUGAAGCCAGACGCCGAGUACCCCGAUUGGCUUUGGACGCUGAAUACGGAACGUAUUGUGCCGCUGGAUGAAUUGGACCCAGACACCAAGCAGUACUGGCGACGGUUGCGCAAGAUGGCGUUGCGACGAAACAAUCAGCUCUCCAAGCUGAAAAAAUUCUGAGUGGGCGGCUGCUCAGGCAUAUUAAUAGCUUUAAGUGAUUCCGUUAUGGUUAUGCCAACAUUGGUGUCUCAAAUGAAGAUAAUGAUGAAAGUGGAAUAGCCAAUAAAUGACUCUGUCUUUGAAACAAGGCCGUUUCAGGGCUUGCGUGAACUUA